Molecule: messenger RNA, 890 nt
Organism: Myripristis murdjan (pinecone soldierfish)
Lineage: Eukaryota; Metazoa; Chordata; Actinopteri; Holocentriformes; Holocentridae
Gene: ptrhd1
Product: peptidyl-tRNA hydrolase domain containing 1
Exons: 2
Coding region: 45-425 (126 amino acids)
Molecular function (GO): peptidyl-tRNA hydrolase activity
Source: RefSeq, a predicted model, not a curated record
GGUUGACCCGGAAGACCCUGGUUUCUUUCCUCCAGCAGGUGAAAAUGGCUGCCUCUGGAAGUGGCACUCCUGGCCGGCUGGUCCAGUAUGUUGUUGUCCGGUCGGACCUGGUCCACAAGCUGUCCUGGCCGCUUGGAGCCGUCAUAACACAGGCCUGCCAUGCCGCUACCGCCGCUAUUCACCUCAACUACGCAGACCCGGACACACAGCAGUACCUGACAGAGCUGGACUCCAUGCACAAAGUAGUGCUUCAGGCUCCAGACCAAGACUCCCUGUCCAGCCUGUCAGAGACUCUGACAGAGGGAGGUGUGGCCCACAAGCUUUGGAUCGAACAGCCAGAGAACAUCCCUACCUGUCUGGCGUUGAAGCCUUACCCUAAAGAGACUGUCCAGCCACUGCUGCGCAAGUUCAAACUCUUCAAAUGACACUUGAGCUGCUGCUUUAGAGACUGUCCAGUGACCUGCUGCCAUGCAGGUUCACGUUCUUCAGCAGCACUGAAGAAGUCAAGGGGCUGCUUUUCUUCAGGAUGUGCUGGAGAACAUCUGACUGUCUUCCUGUGGCAGAUGAAUACAGCAGUUAUCACCACAGUGAAGUAAAAAAAAAUCUCUAUAAAGUGUACUCUUGAGGAUAUCAACUAUUGGUCUAGGCAAGCUCUUGAAGAGACAUAAAACAAGCUUUAUUAUUAAAAUAGUGGGUCUAAUGUACUCCGGUGUCUGCAUACAGCAUAGGUUUACAUGUCAGUAUACUGUCUUUCAUACAAUAUACAACCAUCCUCUGUUAUCACAUUAACAUCACAAGCCCUGAAAUCUGAUGUUCCAUUGUGGGAUAAUUUAUUUGUUGAUGACUACAUGACAUUAAAACCUAAAAUAAAAAGAGGUAAUAACAAACAG